Messenger RNA from Meleagris gallopavo (turkey), 2729 nucleotides. It is a transcript of the gene PRPS1, whose product is annotated as phosphoribosyl pyrophosphate synthetase 1. The record is from RefSeq and is a predicted model, not a curated record. Lineage: Eukaryota; Metazoa; Chordata; Aves; Galliformes; Phasianidae. Gene Ontology annotation, molecular function: magnesium ion binding; ATP binding; ribose phosphate diphosphokinase activity. Gene Ontology annotation, cellular component: cytoplasm; ribose phosphate diphosphokinase complex. Gene Ontology annotation, biological process: 5-phosphoribose 1-diphosphate biosynthetic process; purine nucleotide biosynthetic process; ribonucleoside monophosphate biosynthetic process.
GGCCUCGCUGUGUGUGUGGAGUUAGGAGAAAGGAGAGGCUGAAACGUAUGCCAAGGUAGGGAAUAUCUGGAGGAAAUCAACCCUAUGUGCCGUAGCCAGUGUGAUAGGAGGAAUCCUGAAUGGCUGCCCGGAACGAUCUCAUACAGACUGUGGAAAUAGGAGAGAGCGUACGUGGGGAGGACGUCUACAUUGUGCAGAGUGGUUGUGGGGAAAUCAAUGACAAUCUGAUGGAGCUCCUUAUCAUGAUAAAUGCGUGCAAGAUUGCCUCAGCCAGCAGAGUCACAGCUGUCAUCCCUUGCUUCCCUUAUGCUCGGCAGGACAAAAAGGACAAGAGCCGAGCCCCGAUCUCUGCCAAGCUGGUUGCAAACAUGCUGUCUGUGGCAGGAGCAGAUCACAUAAUCACAAUGGACCUGCAUGCAUCUCAGAUUCAGGGUUUUUUUGACAUCCCUGUUGAUAACUUGUAUGCUGAACCUGCUGUACUGAAAUGGAUCAAAGAGAAUAUUCCUGAGUGGAAGAACUGCACCAUUGUUUCACCAGAUGCUGGUGGAGCCAAGAGAGUGACCUCCAUUGCAGAUCGAUUGAAUGUAGACUUCGCCCUCAUUCACAAGGAGCGCAAGAAAGCCAACGAGGUGGAUCGCAUGGUGCUGGUGGGUGAUGUGAAGGACAGGGUGGCCAUUCUGGUGGACGAUAUGGCAGACACGUGUGGCACCAUCUGUCACGCUGCAGACAAACUCGUGUCAGCUGGAGCCACCAAAGUUUAUGCCAUCUUAACUCAUGGGAUCUUUUCUGGGCCAGCAAUUUCUCGGAUCAAUAAUGCCUGUUUUGAGGCAGUGGUAGUCACAAACACGAUACCCCAGGAGGACAAGAUGAAGCAGUGCCCUAAAAUCCAGGUGAUUGACAUCUCAAUGAUCCUUGCGGAAGCCAUCAGGAGGACUCAUAAUGGGGAAUCUGUCUCCUACCUAUUCAGCCAUGUCCCUUUAUAACAACCGAUGCCAGCUUCUGCUUGUAUGGCUUUUUUUUUUUUAAACCAAAAGUUGUUCAGCUUGUUGUAAAGUCCAGUAGAAGACUCUGCUUGUUCCAGUGCAGUUCUCCACAGCUCCUCCUGCUUUAAGUCAGGCUUACUGGCUCUGACUCCAGCAUGGGGAGGCUGGGGCAAAAAGCUCAUCUCUGUAACACUCCAGCUCUGCCAGCAACUCUGUGCAUUGGGGGCUCAUCAGUAGGAUUGGCUCAAUACUGCAGAUCUGUGGAGAGCAGGACUGACACAUGGUGCAUUGCCACAAUUAUUUUGGGGGGAAGGGGGGUGGGGAGAGGGUUUGUCUGUGGGCAGGGUUAGAUGACCUGGUGUGCACACCCUGAAUUGUUGGGGAAGUAGAUCUCCCUAGGACAUGUGGGUGUGGAUGUACAGCAAGAGCCCAAGAGGCUGCUGUAUUAUUGCUCUACUGCUGCCAGCUCUUCAAGAGGGAUGAGGAAGACUUGUGUCUUGGCCAAGCUUUGACCAUAGCUGAAGCCCUGGGGACAUGUAGGAAGUGUUUCACACCUGGGGCUGGUUCAGCUACACCUUCCUCUUGCGAAAGGAGGUCAGUGUAGCUUGCAGACUUGAAUUCCCCUUAAUUACUGAAGAAAUGUCUAAUGUGUUGCACAACAGAAUGCUGAGAGCGUGGUCUGCAGUACUGCCUUGCUGUUGGGUUAACUUAGUGGUGAAGGUGCUCCUUGGGCAAGUAAUCUUCCUCUUAUGCAGAGGACACAUGCUGGUUGUGGGCUAUAGGUUUUAGGGUAGAUUAAACCCAGUUCCUCCGUUUCACAAGUUCCCAUUAGCCUUGCUACUGACCGGAGGACUGUCGUGUACUGUACUGCACCUGGACAUGCUGUGCACAUGUACCUUGGUCUGCUUUCACCAGUACUCUGGUAACUGAGCCUCUCCACCCUGCAGAAGCAUGGCUUCUGGCAGUGGGUCGAAGGGGCUCGUGUUAUACAGCACUGGGAAAACUGCAAAUCCAAAACCAGUCUGAUGGGCAGCGAGGUGCCCAAAAGAAAAAUACCAAAACUAGAGUUAGCUGAGGCUCUUAGGUGUAAAAUAAGUAUCAUCCAAAACUUGAACGCGUAGUAACUGUACCAGACAAUCUUAAAAUGUCUCUCCUGGACUCUUAUGGUGUUACAGGUCAAGCUGUUUUAUGCUCUGGUUUUUAUAAGCACUCCUCCUCGAUUUGUUUGUGAGAUGGGGAAGGGAAAAGGGAAAAGAAGGAACUUGAGAUGACUUGCUGGGGUAACUAGCGUGGCAUUGGGAGGCUGGGCUGUAAGUGGAACUAACUGAAAAGAGGUGGUUGAGAUCUGGGAAGUGCUACUUCAGUUGUGCCUUUUAAUGAGAACUUCUCCCCUCUCCCUUCCUAGAAUUCCUGUCCUGUGGCGAUGUUAACACUUCUAUUACAGUGUAAGGUUGUUGGUUGUUUGUUUUUUUUUUUUUGUAUAAGAAUUGGUGUUUGUCUGGAAAGUGUAUCCCUUGCUUUGCUUUGCAUCCUGCACUGAGCUGUGCCGAGAGCCCAAUUCCUGCCUCCUGAAUUCCUGCCUCCUGCUUUGGAGCCCUGCUGCUGCACUGCCAACGCCUCGGGAGCUGAGAGCCAGGACAUCAGAGCAGCAGUGUGAGGAUUUUCAGCAGCAUUUGUGUUUAAAUAUGUGACCUGAUGAAGGAAUUAAACUUUUAUUUAAAAAAAAAACACAAACAAACCACAGUA